This is a messenger RNA of Brugia malayi, 192 nucleotides long. The record is from the annotation of a RefSeq genome assembly. Lineage: Eukaryota; Metazoa; Nematoda; Chromadorea; Rhabditida; Onchocercidae.
AAUUUUGACGACUUGGUGUCUUUGCCAGGAGUUGGGAGAAAGAGUGCUAAUGUAUUUUUAAAUUCAGGACUUGGCAUUCCAACAUUGGCAGUUGAUACUCAUGUUUUUAGAGUGAGCAAUAAAAUUGGCCUUGUGAAAGAAAAAGACGUGUUCAAAACAGAGAAAUCUCUUUUAAAUGUAGUUCCAAAAAAA